AUGACACAACUCAAAUCCAACGGCGCAUUAGCCUACAGCCACAGCCAUCGCAAAUUCUUUGAGGAUGGGGGCAUCUGGAAGGAAGCGCCGCUGCUCACAGGUAGCACCAAGUAUGAGCCUCUUGAUGAUGUCAAGAACAUCAUGAUCACCGGCGGCGCUGGGUUCAUCGCUUGUUGGUUUGUGCGACACUUGACACUGACCUACCCUGACGCCUACAACAUCAUCUCCUUUGACAAGCUCGAUUACUGCUCGUCGCUCAACAAUACGAGGGCCCUGAAUGAAAGGAGCAACUUCACCUUCGUCCAGGGCGACGUGACAAAUCCGAACGAGGUCCUCAACUGCCUGAAGCGGUACAAUAUUGACACCGUUUUCCACUUCGCCGCACAAUCCCAUGUCGAUCUCAGCUUUGGCAACUCCUAUGGGUUCACGCACACGAAUGUCUACGGCACCCAUGUAUUGCUCGAAAGCGCCAAAAGUGUUGGUAUCCACAAGUUUAUUCACGUCUCUACCGACGAGGUGUACGGAGAAGUCAAGGACGAUGACGACGAUUUGCUCGAGUCGAGCAUCUUGGCCCCGACGAACCCAUAUGCUGCAAGCAAAGCCGCUGCCGAGAUGCUGGUACAGUCGUAUCAGAAGAGUUUCAAGUUGCCAGUCAUUAUUGUUCGCAGUAACAACGUUUAUGGCCCACACCAAUUCCCAGAGAAAAUUAUCCCCAAAUUCACGUGUCUUCUGAACCGUGGCCAGCCGGUUGUCCUCCACGGAGAUGGAACCCCGACGCGCCGGUACCUGUUUGCUGGCGAUGCCGCCGACGCUUUCGACACGAUUCUGCACAAAGGCCACAUGGGCCAGAUCUAUAAUGUUGGAUCCUACGAUGAGAUCUCCAAUCUCGACUUGUGCAGUAAGCUGCUACGUGAGAUGGACAUUUCACAAGGGGGACCGGAAGACUUUAAGAAGUGGGUCAAGUACACGCAUGAUAGACCGUUCAACGACCACAGAUAUGCCGUGGACGGCACCAAGUUGCGCCAACUUGGGUGGGAACAGAAAACAAGUUUCGAAGAAGGAUUGAAGAUCACCGUCGACUGGUACCGGCGAUUCGGAGAGGAAUGGUGGGGCGACAUCAGCCAGAUUCUGACCCCUUUCCCCAUCGUUGCCGGGCUUGAGGUGGUACCGGAUAAAGGGGUAGUCACCGACGUGCCGCAGCAGGCUCGAGAGGAAGGGAGCAAGAAAAGAAAGGUCGACGGCUGA
Molecule: messenger RNA, 1245 nt
Organism: Verticillium alfalfae VaMs.102
Lineage: Eukaryota; Fungi; Ascomycota; Sordariomycetes; Glomerellales; Plectosphaerellaceae
Product: dTDP-D-glucose 4,6-dehydratase
Exons: 4
Coding region: 1-1245 (414 amino acids)
Biological process (GO): nucleotide-sugar metabolic process
Molecular function (GO): dTDP-glucose 4,6-dehydratase activity
Source: RefSeq, a predicted model, not a curated record